AUGGUUGGACAGAUGAUGAGCAAAGUUCUUUCUAGCUUUUACAAUCUGAGGUAUUUUGAAAAAAGAAAGUUCACAGAUGUGGAUCACCCAUUGUGUGAGGAAUGCACACAUACUCUUUUAGACCAGAUGGACACUCAGCUCAACGUCACCGAAAAUGAAUGUCAGAACUACAGUAGCUGUUUGGAGAUCUUAGAGCAAAUGAAUGUAGAUGACAGUGAACAGCUACAGAUGGAGUUAAAGGAACUGGCAUUAGAGGAGGAGAGGCUGAUCCAGGAGCGGGAAGAUGUGGAAAAGAACCGCAAGAUAGUGGCAGAAAAUCUCGAGAAGGUCCAGGCUGAGGCUGAGAGACUGGAUCAGGAGGAAGCUCAGUAUCAGAGGGAAUACAGUGAAUUUAAACGAAAACAGCUGGAGCUGGAUGAUGAGCUGAAGAGUGUAGAAAACCAGAUGCGUUAUGCAGAGAUGCAGCUGAACAAGCCGAAGAAAACCAAAGUCUUUAAUGCGACCUUCCACAUAUGACACAGUGGACAAUUUGGCACAAUCAAUAACUCCAGACUGGGUCGCCUUCCCAGUGUCCCUGUGGAAUGGAAUGAGAUUAAUGCUGCUUGGGGCCAGACAAUGUUGCUGCUCCAUGCCCUGGCCAAUAAGAUGGGUCUGAAAUUCCAGAGGUAUCGACUUGUUCCCUAUGGAAAUCAUUCAUAUCUGGAGUCUCUGACAGACAAAUCUAAGGAGCUGCCGUUAUACUGUUCUGGGGGGUUGCGUUUUUUCAGGGACAACAAGUUUGAUCAUGCAAUGGUGUCUUUCUUGGACUGUGUGCAGCAGUUCAAAGAAGAGGUUGAGAAAGGCGAGACACGUUUUUGUCUUCCUUACAGGAUGGAUGUGGAGAAAGGCAAGAUUGAAGACAAAGGGGGUAGUGGUGGCUCCUAUUCCAUCAAAACCCAGUUUCACUCUGAGGAACAGGGGACAAAAGCUCUCAAGUUCAUGUUGACGAAUCUUAAGUGGGGUCUUGCUUGGGUAUCCUCACAAUUUUAUAACAAAGGACUUUCUUUUUUCCUUAGGGGAAUUUGUGCCUUAAAGGCUUUAAAUUUUGUUUUGUUUGCAAAAGAAGAUUUAGGUUAAAUUUAGGUAAUAUUAAACAGUACAUGUUUACAAUACCAAAAAAAAAAAAAUCCACAAAGGCCACUUUAUUUUAAAAUAUCAUAUGACAGUUUCUAGAGCUACAGCAUGCCGUGUCUAGCUACCAGCCCUUGUCA
Molecule: messenger RNA, 1250 nt
Organism: Galeopterus variegatus (Sunda flying lemur)
Lineage: Eukaryota; Metazoa; Chordata; Mammalia; Dermoptera; Cynocephalidae
Product: beclin-1-like
Exons: 2
Biological process (GO): cellular response to nitrogen starvation; autophagy; late endosome to vacuole transport
Cellular component (GO): phagophore assembly site; phosphatidylinositol 3-kinase complex, class III, type II; phosphatidylinositol 3-kinase complex, class III, type I
Source: RefSeq, a predicted model, not a curated record